Messenger RNA from Pleuronectes platessa (European plaice), 9455 nucleotides. It is a transcript of the gene usp43a, whose product is annotated as ubiquitin specific peptidase 43a. The record is from RefSeq and is a predicted model, not a curated record. Gene Ontology annotation, biological process: protein deubiquitination. The coding region runs from base 289 to 4032 and encodes 1247 amino acids. The transcript has 16 exons. Gene Ontology annotation, molecular function: cysteine-type deubiquitinase activity. NCBI's taxonomy places the organism in Eukaryota, Metazoa, Chordata, Actinopteri, Pleuronectiformes, Pleuronectidae.
CUGCGGCGUGAGGAGGGAGGGAGGGGGGCAGCUGGUCUCUGUGGUUCCGGCAGGGAGCGUCACCGAUCACCACCACCACACAGACCUGGACUAAACAAGCGGGAUGUCGAGAGCAUGAAGCCGGAGAUCAUGUGCCUUACUGGCGCCGCACCGGUGGCCGAACAGCGGUGAAGGUUUGCGGAGAGGAGUAGAGAGGAGGAGGAGGAGGAGAAGGGCAGACAGGCUCGCAGACAGGUGCGUCUCCUCAGCCGGUUUCGUUUCCUCUCGGUCCCAGAGCGAGACGGAGCCAUGGAUCCCCGCAAGGAGCACAAGGGCAGAAAACAGCCCAUGAAACCCAAGUCCACGACGCGGAAAGAGAAGAAACACAAGACCGGGAGGUUCAUCCGGAGGAAAUCGCUGCGAUCUUUCGGGAAUUUCAUGGGAAGGAUCCUUAAAACUUUGGGUACUUUGGCGCACUUCGGCAACGCGGAACCAGCGGACGCGGAGGACGACGACGGCGGCUUCGGGCAGAGCUCCUCGGCGGGCUUCAAAGACGACUGCCCGCAGGUCUCCAGGGAUUCUACCUCCGCCAAGAAGGGCUCCUCCGCGGCGGUGGUGGCGGCGGCGGCAGCCUGCUCCGCUCAGGGCUCGGUGAAGGAGAGGCUGUCGUCGUGCUACGGAGACAAGACCCCCGGGGUGCUGGGGCUGAAGAACCACGGCAACACCUGCUUCAUGAACGCAGUGGUCCAGUGCCUGAGCAACACGGACCUGCUGGCCGAGUACCUGGGGCUGGAGCAGUACAGGUUGGACAUGUGCCACGGGAAGGUGAACGGGGAGGCGCGGGGAGAGGAGCGGGCAGGGGAGCCUCCGAGCGCCCGGGGAGAGGUGACCGAGCAGCUGGCGUCACUGGUUCGAGCGCUGUGGACGCUGGAGUACACGCCGCAGCUGUCCGUGGAGUUCAAGAGCAUAGUGGCCAAAUACAGCUCUCAGUUUCGUGGAAACUCUCAGCACGACGCCCUGGAGUUCCUCCUCUGGCUUUUGGACAGUGUUCACGAAGAUGCCAGUUCCGGCCUCAACAACAACAACAGCAGCAGCAGCAACAGCAACGGCAGCAGCAAGGCCAAAGCUGACACCAAGGGACCCAGUCCAGUGGAGGAUUCUUCCAGUCCCAGUUCAGCCAGUACACAGCAGCCUCGGGGUCGACACAGUUUUGUCCAGGAACACUUCCAGGCUCAGUACAGGUCUUCUCUGACGUGCCCUCAUUGCCUUAAGCAGAGCAACACCUUCGACCCGUUUUUAUGUAUCUCCCUGCCGAUCCCUCUACGACAAACCAGGCCGAUGUGUGUGACGCUGGUGUUCAGUACGAAGGGUCAGAGGUAUCUGCGGGUGGGGCUGGCUGUUCCUCUCCUUGGUACCAUGUCCUCCCUGAGAGCCAUGGUGGCAGAGGAGGGUAAAAUCUCACCAGACCAGGUCAUCCUGUCAGAGUUGUACUCCACCGGUUUCCAGCGCUCCUUCUCAGAUGACGACGAGCUGACGACCAUCGCAGACAGCGACGUGGUCUACGCCUUCCAGGCUCCUCCCCUUUACGGCCGUGGAGGCUCUGCACAGCACUCAGGUUAUCACCACAGCCUCCCCUCCUCUCCCUACUCCUCCUCGGCUGGACCUGAUGGCCAGAGGUUACCAGCUUCUGGAACCCUCUCCUCCGAGUACCUGAACCAGGGCGGCUCCACGAAGCUCCUCCUCAUCAUCUGUAACACAGCAGGCUCCGGCCAGCAAGCUGUCAGGUUUGGACCUCCAUUUCUCAUGCGCGAGGACAGGAGCAUCUCCUGGGACCAGCUGCAGCAGAGCAUCCUCAGCAAGCUCUAUUAUCUGAUGCUGAAUGGAUCUCAGGCUCAGAAGGUUGGGGUGCUGUUCAAGAUCCGAGUGGUGGGAGGAUUGACAUCCUGCAGCUACCUGUCGCCGCAGGACAGCCGGCCACUCUACAACCAUGCUGUUGACAGAGUGCUGAAGAUGUGUGGCAUCGGGGGGCCUCCUCACGUGAAGCUCGUCAUAGAGUGGGAGCACAAGACUAAAGAAUGUCUGUUUGGCACCAUCCAGGAGGAGGUGGUGAAGGAUGCAGAGAGUGUGAGGAACCAGCAGCAGCAACACCUGCAGCAGCACAGCUGUACCUUAGACGAGUGCAUCCAGCUGUACACCAAAGAAGAGCAGCUGGCCCCUGACGACGCCUGGAAGUGUCCCCACUGUAAAAAGUUUCAGCAGGGCAUGGUGAAGAUGAGCCUGUGGACUCUCCCUGACAUCCUGAUCCUCCACCUCAAGCGUUUCCGACAGGUGGGUGAGCGCAGGACUAAGCUGUCGACCUUGGUGCGUUUCCCCCUGACUGGACUGGACAUGGCCCCCCACCUGGUGAAGAGGAGUCAGAGUAUGAGGAACCUGGACCUGGGGCCAUGGCCCCCAGCCUGGAAGCAGCCGUCAGGACAACACCCCGACAUGACCCUCCCACUUGACUAUCAGUACGACCUCUACGCUGUGUGUAACCAUCACGGAGGAAUGCAUGGAGGACAUUAUACAGCUUACUGUAGAAAUUCAGUGGAUGCCCAGUGGUACAGUUAUGAUGACAGCAGCGUCGACCUGGUGCCAGAGGAGGAAGUAUGUACCAGAGGAGCUUACAUCCUCUUUUACCAGAGACGCAACACCAUUCCUCCAUGGUCGGCCAGCAGCUCAAUCAGAGGCUCCACAAGCUCAUCAAUGUCAGACCAUUGGCUCGUCCGCCUCACAGUGGACAGUAAGAGAGGCAGUCUGGUGUCUCGAUCGUCCACCACCUGCCCGUCUUCAAAUCCCGACUCUCCAGAGUCUCCCGUCUUCCUCGAAGAUGGUUGUAAAGACGAAAAGGGAGGUUUUGAGAGAAGGCCAUUUAUCAGGGGACUUGAGGGGCGCAGCAAGAGUAUGAGAACCCCCAGCAGAUCUAAGGACACUCUGAGCAAAGUACUUCCCCUUCGCUGGUCCUUUGGGUCCAAGGACAGACGAAAACCUGACCCAGUGUCUCCGCCGGAUCAAGAUCCUGCCCCUGUGGAGCUGGUGCAGUACUUGGAAUCUGGCCGGCGUCCCCGGUGCACAAAGGACCCAAUAGUAACACUGAUGAGCAAACCGCGCAGCAAAAAGGAAGCUGCUGAGGCCCAUGCUGUAGCUAAUGUCAAAUCGUCCAAUGCUGGGAGUAUGAGUUGUGUGGAUAAAGCAAGAGAUGAGCAGCAGCCAGAGUCUCCACAGGUCCCAGAGGGCCAGAGGAGACCAUUGGACAAGACGACCAGCCUGAGACGCAGCAAGGGGAGCAAGACACGAGAUGAGGGCACCUUGAAUAUCAGCAGUAGCUCUAGCAGUAACACCCUCACCAGAAGGAAGGAUUCCAGGAAGCAGAGCUCCUCCAAAGCUUCCCAGGAUACAGAGACAACAAGGCGGUUCAGUGCUGGAGUUCAGCCCAGCUACAGCACACCCAGCCUUCAUGAUGGGACCCUGAGAAGACAGAGGGGAGACAGGGCUGAACAUCCAGGUGCAUUUGAAGAAAUCUCUAAGACCAAAAGAGGAGAAAUGCCCAAGAGUCAGGAGGGACUGUUCUCCUUCUUAAAAGGCAACUUCUUGAAGAAGGAUAAGGACCAGAAGACGUCCAAGGAGGAUGAGUCGGGGAGAAGAGGAGGAGACGAAGGAGGCCGAAGGACGCUGUCAAGGCCGCCAGUGUCUAACGGAGCAGCGGGAGGCAGAAGUGCUGCAGAAAGAGAGAGGUCUAAUGGCUCAGGCCAUCUGGGCGAUGAGCUGGCGAAUGGAAAAGUUGGACGUACGACGGUUGACAUCAAACGCUCCCAAAGUCAGUCCAACAUCCCCACCAAGGCAGAGCCGAGCAUGCACAGGACAGCAUCUUUGCAUCGCAAUGGCAUGUCCACAGCCCCGGCACCCUCACGCAGCCUGACAACGGACAAACCAUCUUACGGCACCCUGCAGAGGACUCGUUACAGCACAACCUCACUGGGGCGCAAAAAGACAGUCCCCGAGUCGAGCUUCUGACAGAGCUAGUUAACACACAAACACACGGAGCCUUGUACCUGAUAUAGAGUGAAUGACGUCCAGUCUCAGAGAUCAAAGCAAUAGAGCUGAAUUCACAGUGAAAUCCUUUUUGGUCCCGGAAGACAAAGAAGCAGAGACAGAGCAGAUGAAGAGUCCGAAUGCUGGGAUAUAAAGAACAGAAUGAAAUGAUGUGACAUGUCCAUCACUUGUCAGAGGAAGUCCAUCUCUUGUAUGUUCUUUAUCACAUGAAACAAGUGCCUAAGAAACUUAUAUGCAGUUUAGACCAAUGAGUUUGUCUUUUUAGCACUGGAAGCACAGAAGUCCUUACCCACAAACACACACACACACACAGACACACACACACACUCCACAUAAAAAUGCACAUAUUAACACAAUAUCUAUAUUCCUACUGCAAUGUGAGGGUUGAAAGUCAUACAUUUAUAGAAUUCUUCUGGUUGUAGUUAGGCUUGCUGACUGUUUUGGUUUAUCAGAAUGUCGUGAGGCUGCAGUCUGGGAUUAACUUCAAAAGUUCAAGGUAAAUCCCCUGUUUUAUGAUUGUUUAAAGUACAGUGUGGCUUUGAACACACAACAUUGAUGUGUCCCCAUGUGACCCCAACUACAGUUACUGCUUAUUCCAUUUUAACCAGCAGUAAAAAGAUGAAAAAAUUUUUAAAGGAGACAUAUUUUGCCUUUUCAGUUUGUCCUAGCUCAAGAGUUGUGUAACAGAUCUGCAAAAUGAAAAAAGUUAUGAGGGUAGGAGUGGUAUUCUGUAGAAGCACUGAUCUUGAGCUCUUUAUUAUGAAUUGGCCAAGAAAAUGAAAAUCUACCGGGACCAGUAGGGCUUUGUAGCUAACCUCUCUAUGGUAAUAGAAAUGAAAAGACACAAAUUUGGGAUUUUAAAAUUAAUGCAAUAUUGAGGAUGUUUGAUAUAACACCGGUGAACUUUAUUGAAUGCACUCCAUUUUUUACCUUUUAAUCUUGACUCUUUUAUUUAUUUUUUUAUCAGAUUGUGAUUUUUCUGUGCUAUCCAGACUCAAUCUCGUGUGAUUUAUCUGUGGGUAUAUGAAGGUGUGGAGGGUGCUGAGAUUUUCUCCUGGCUCAAAGUGCACAAUUUGUCCGUGUCCUUGUUUGUCGUCGAAGUGACAGCUGUCAAAAACUGGAUGGUGAGGAAUUUAAAGCUCAACCUUACAAAAAUACUCACAUUUAUGCAGUGGAGGUUCAGCGGAGGAGUGCUGGUAAUAGUGCAGCCUGACACUGACAGCAUAUGGGCAGUUAGAGAGAGAAGUGGAGAUGUGGGUGCAGAAAAAGCGCUGUUUUUCAAUGUUCUUUUUUUUCUUAUCCUUUAAUUGGUCCUUGCCUGAACAGUCUAAACCACGGAAGAGUUAGAAUGCCUAAAUGGAAACAAAUAAAAUAAAAUAAAAGCAAAAUUCACUUUUUAACAUAUUUUCCUUUUUCUGUUUGUUAACUUUAAUUAGCUAUAUUACUGAUAAUCGUGCCAGGACGACCCUGCUAAUUGUGCGUUUUUCGUCGUCUUGCAGCACAUUGUAAAUGUAAUUAAAGGUUCAGUCAACAUCAAUGUCCCUACAGCUGCAAAGGAAACUCUUAUUUUCAAAGGCUUUUCUGCCAUCCGCUAAUGCUCCAUGUUCCAACCCAUAGACUCUAUAUAAAGAUGGACGGCAUGACUCCCAAAAGUGAAGCCGAGCGUCCUGAUCGCCCUCUGGUGGCUGGCUGCAGUAUAGUUCAUUAACUCCGCCUCCUACUUGUUAGUUGGUCGGUCACGGACCAAACUUAAUAGCCAAAGUGCACGUCGAUUGAAUUGUUCUCAAAGAUGGUCUCGUUUACGGUACUUGUUAUAGCACUGAUGUACGUCGAAAUGUUAAUUGUUCAGGUAAAUUUAGUUUGACUUAAUUAUUUGAUUCUAUAAGAAUGGGCUGAAACGUCAUGAUUGACAGCUGAGACUCACUCUUGAUUGGCUGUAUCGGUGGGACGUCGCUAACGCCAGACUCUGGCUCCAAUUGACCAAGAUGAUAUUUUGUCUUCACUUCUGGAUAGUGGGAAGAAACGUGUCAUCCAUCUCUACAUACGGUCUUUGAUCCAACCCAAUACCUCGCCAUUUUAAAUCACUCUAUAUUUGGCAUUGGCAUGUUUAUGUUGCCCUCUGCUGUACGACACGGAAAUAUAUUACGCUCACACCCUACACAUCUUUGGUUUAUUUGGUUGCUACAGGUGGGGGAAAUCUAAAUAUACUAAAUAAAUAGGUUUUUUGAGUCCUGUUAAUUUAGGCCUUUUAAAUAUCACGUAGAAAUCGGAGACGUGAAUGUGGCUUUAUGAAGGUUGCGCUUUGCACUUUGUCUUGUCACAUAAUCAAAUAUAGUGUUUAUGUCCAUUGGUGAGUUCCACCCACCCACCCCCACCCAACAUCAACUUGCUUUAUAUUCAAACAGUGACUUGAUCCCUUGUAAGAAACACAGGGCAGAAUGAUAGUUCUACUUUAAGCCACUUUGCAGCAUCUGCCAGCAUCACAGGGAGUGAGGUAGGUCCCUUGAGCUCACUCACAUUACUGCUGGAGUAGAGCGGAGCGUUCAUUUAGUUUUCACAGCUCAGAUGUCCCCGGCCCCUCCAUUAAUAUGCAAAUGGAUCGUUCUAUAACAGCAUAACAAGCGAACGUGAUGUCCUCACUUAAUGCUGAUGGGUCAUUUUGAUGCUGUGUCUCAAAUUGCCAAUGACGACCUCUUGGACUUUGCAUUUGGAGAUUUAAUUUGCACUUUACACACACAUGGGAAUGUUGUGUAUCUCGUAUCUACCCACAUAAUGAUGGAUACUGAAAUUGCAUUGGUUAGUUGGUGCAGCCCUCAAAUCGUUUUUAUUUAGGAGAACAUAUACCUGUAUAAUUGAAUUUAAAUCAGCCUGUUGACCUAUGUUUCAUAAUAUUUUCAGUUUCAAUGGGGAAGAAGGUGUGUAUUCACAUGAGCUUCUGAAUGCUUCUGGACAGUAUUGCCUGUUGAAUGAGUAUGUUAUUCAGUUUCCCUUUUCAGAAGCAGUUUCUAAGAGCAGCACAAAUAUAGGGUCACCCCAUAUUACGUCAACAGGCUAAUUUUGAAAAACUCAAACACCAGCCAGUGCCCAGAUGAUGUGGUUUGCUGAAGGCCAGUUUGAUCUGGUAAUGUUGAAGCAGGAUCAAAGUUGAUUCUCUAAAAUACACGAACCUGUCCUUCUUAUUGGGAGACAUUUUAUUAAGGAGUCUGAAAGGAUUUAAAUGAAACAGCACGGUGUGAUAUAAGGGACAGAUUUCUCUUCCAUUUUUCAGUGUGUCACCCUCUGUUAUUUAGUUAGUGAGCAUUGGAAUUUUUCCUGUUUGUGCCAAGCAAACAAGCAAGAAAAGAGAAUUUUUAAUUCAAGCUUAAAUUCUUCCAGUAAAUGAAUUCCCUUUGCCUCCGUCUCCCUCCUCAACUCCCACAGAGAACACACCCUGUCAACAGCACCCGUAAAUAAUCUAUAAAAGUGUUCUCUAGGCUCCACAUGGGUGGAUCAGUGUUGAACAGCGCAUCUUCAAUUACUCUGCGUAGGUUGUUUAUUAAUAUUUAUCCAAUGAGUCCACUCCUUCUUGGUGAUAAAUCUUACUGCAGGCAGUCGCUCCAUUAUGGAUCCACUUUUUCCGAUUAUCUCAGAGGCUGAUGUUCUCCUUUUGCAGAAUCUUUCUAUUCCUGUAACAAAUGAAUAUUUACAAGUGGCAUGUCACCUACUGAAAUGUAUGUGUGAUGUAUUGAGGGAUAUGGAUCAGCUGGAUCACACAAACCUUGUACACACACACACACUUUCAUUGUGCUGUAAAGGGUAACAGGUGACUGAGCAAUAAUAGUUGAAUGUCUUACUCAUUGGUGUUGGUCAUUUGCACAAGGUUUAUAGAGCAGGAUUAAAAAAUUUGGUUCAGACACUUAGUUUUGUCCUAUAAAUGUCAAGAGGCAUUGAUUGUGGCUUUGUUGUUGGCACAGCUGCUUACCAGGGGAUUACCGGCCCUUAGACAUGGAGGUGGUUUGGAAGUUUGUAGAAAAAUUUAAUAAAUGCAAACCUGCUCGAGGCUGCUCUCUGAAAUGUGUGAGAAACAAUUUAUUUAAGCAUUCAAAUUCAUUUUUCUGAAAGGAAGCUGUUAAAUACUUUGCUUCAGCUACCAUGUCUGAACAACCUUUAUCUCAUUAUAGUGAAUAUUAGUUAUUAAUUCUGAAUGAGAGCAUGUGCUUAGAUACAAAUUAUUAUAGAUGCUUAUUAUUUCCUUCUUUACAGUGAAAUCUUUACUGUAAAAGAACCCACCAAAGUGCAGACUCUUCCUUGAUAUUCAGAAGUAUCAGAUAAUCCCAUAUACAUUGUGAAUUAAACUCACUCAUAUAUUGAUGGUCCUCUGAUCACAGAGCAGUGCAUUACAGUGUAUUUGAGAGAUCAAUGCUGUUAAAAUAGAACUUAUAGAUUUUAAAUAGGGACACAAAGUCUGUAUCAAUUUUUUACGUUUGUUUAUAUCUUUUUUUCUGGCUCAAUCCACAUGUACCCACAUACACACAAUGUUUACACUGCCAAAUUGAGCACUUAUGUGUAAACAAGAUUUCUGUCAGAUGUGGGUUGAAAAUGUUUUUAUAUGAAAAUUUUCUACGUUUUAUAUAAACAUAUAUAAAUCUGUCUCUAUUUGCGAAUACACACAGACAGAAUCUUGUGUGUGUGUGAGAGAGAGAGAGAGAGAGAAUAAAUAAUCUGAUUAUCAUUGAGAUUUACCCUGUGGUGUGUACUGAUUUGGGAAUAAGAUGAGGUUGUGCAGUGUAUUCAUAUUUUUACAAAAUGGUGUACUAGGUUGUCUUUGCUGUAAAACACGAGGUUCUUCCUGAAUUGUUCUCUGUACAUGACAGUGUGUUGUUUAUAUUUUUCAAUACAACAAUUAAAUAGUAUUUAUUUAUGAUUACCGUCAACAGCUUUUAAAUUAUCCAUCAUAAAUUCUAUUUUAAAAUACACAAAUCCUAAUAAAAAUGCAUUAAUGUUUUACUUUUAUCUCACAACACAAUGUUAAAUAAAUACAUGUAAGUACUGUAAUUAUGCAACCUGACCUGAGCCUAUAUGAUCAUUUUAAGUGCAACAAAGUGUGAUAUUGUUAUCUGGAAUUUUGUUAAGCAGAAUUAUAAUAUAUAUAAAUGGAAGUAAAUUAUAAAAUUAUACAGGUACACACUUGAGUGUCUGAACUUAAGCUCAUUUUAUAAUGAAAUAAUUUAAGUUUUUUUUCUUGACUUCAAAUUUGUUUGUAAUAAGCAAUUUUGUUGUUGUUUAACAGUCGCUUGUUGCAGGUGCCAACAGAUGGUAGGAAGGGAACUCUUAGCCUGCACUUGUUCCACAGACUGGCUGUUGAUGUUUAGUAAAACGAUGAUAAACACUCCUCUUACACCUUU